Messenger RNA from Bombus huntii, 7812 nucleotides. RefSeq names its product diacylglycerol kinase eta. Lineage: Eukaryota; Metazoa; Arthropoda; Insecta; Hymenoptera; Apidae. Gene Ontology annotation, molecular function: protein binding; ATP-dependent diacylglycerol kinase activity. Gene Ontology annotation, biological process: diacylglycerol metabolic process; intracellular signal transduction; lipid phosphorylation. The transcript has 22 exons. The coding region runs from base 597 to 5069 and encodes 1490 amino acids. The record is from RefSeq and is a predicted model, not a curated record.
AGGAGAAUUUAUGAGGUCAGAAAUUUGCACGUCAAUGUAUAUUUAAUUUAAAUAAUUAAGUCUAUAAUUUUUGUAAUCUUAAAGAUUCUGAUUUUUAAAUUUGUAAUUAAUUACGUGAUCAAUAUAUGAAAAUAAAUAUACACAUAUAUAUAUACAUAUGUUAAUACUAUUGAAUCUUUAAAUAAAGGCACUAACAAUUAAUUAUAUAAUUCGUUUUCAAUUUUCGUUUUCAGCUCUUCUUAUGGUAAAGAGAUUUGAAUAAUAUGAAUAAUAGAACUACAUUGACAAUAUAAGUUACGUACACAAUAAAAUUCUACGAUAAUGCAUUACAUUUUCAUUCGGAUAUUUAUUUAUAAAUGAGGUGACAUGACAUGCGCCAUGGAAAAUAGGACAUAGCAAUGGCUUAAAGAAGAAGAAAAGAGCAUUGUGCGCACACCACUAUUAUAUACUUCCGUUAUUUCGAUGCUCAAUACAUUUUGUUAUAUUUUUCGUAUGUUCAAAAAUUGUUUUUUAUCGUUUGAAUGUAACAUUUGUUGUUCUUUGAAGUACGUGCAAAUUAUAUACAUACAAAUGUCGUGUUUGAGAUUGCAAUUCAAAUGUCACCGAAGCAACAGAGAACCCGUACUCGAUUCAAGGUGAUAACUCCAUUUCGAUCACUGGUUCUCUGUGGGAAAAGUAAACAAGAAAUGGAAGAUUGGUUGAAUGCAUUAAGAACAGUAACAAAAAAUCAUACUCAGACAGAUUCUGGAAUUGCAGAAAUGCUUAGUGGUAAUCAUCAGUGGUAUGCAACAAGUCAUGCAAGACCAACUUACUGUAAUAUUUGCAGAGAUGCUCUUUACGGUGUUACUUCCCAUGGUUUAAGUUGUGAAAUAUGUAAAUAUAAAGUACACAAACGAUGUAGCAUAAAAGCAAUAAAUAAUUGCAAAUGGACCACAUUGGCAUCUAUUGGCAAGGACAUUAUUGAGGACCAAGAUGGGAACAUUACUAUGCCACAUCAAUGGAUGGAAGGCAAUUUACCAGUAUCCUCAAAAUGUUCUGUAUGUGAUAAAACUUGUGGCUCUGUUCUCAGGCUUCAAGAUUGGAGAUGUUUAUGGUGCAGAGCUACAGUACAUACAGCUUGUAGACCAGCCAUAAGUGUUAAGUGUCCAUUAGGAUCAGUUAAAUUGAGUGUAGUUCCUCCUACAGCACUGCAUAGUAUAGGUAGCGAUGAAGCUUGGGAAGCUACAAGACCUACUGGAUGCAGCCCACUUUUAGUAUUUGUAAAUAGUAAAUCAGGUGACAAUCAAGGUAUUAAAUUUCUUAGAAGAUUUAAACAAUUAUUAAAUCCAGCACAAGUAUUUGAUCUUAUAAAAGGAGGACCAGGACCAGGGUUAAGAUUAUUCCGUCACUUCGAUCCUUUUCGUAUAUUGGUAUGCAGUGGAGAUGGAUCUGUUGGUUGGGUUCUUUCUGAAAUUGAUCGCCUAGGAAUGCAUAAGCAGUGUCAAGUUGGAGUUCUACCAUUGGGAACUGGAAAUGACCUAGCACGUGUAUUGGGUUGGGGAUCUUCUUGUGAUGAUGAUGCUCAUUUACCCCAGUUAUUGGAAAAGUAUGAGAAAGCAGGCACAAAAAUGCUUGAUCGGUGGAGUAUUAUGACUUUUGAACGUAGCAUAUCUUUGCCAUGUCCUAAAAGUGUUUUAACUCAUUCUAAUACUACAUUAAAAUCUAGCAUUAUUCAUCAAUAUGAGGAUAAUGUUGUUACUCAUAUAACAAAUAUUUUAGAAUCAGACGAAGAAAAUGUAGUUUUAUCUAAUAUUAGAAUUUUAUGUGGCACAGUGAAAGAUUUUGCAACAUAUAUAUUGGAAAAUGUAAACUCAGAGGACCAACAAGUGGAAGAAAAAUGUAAAAUACUUCAGCAAAAACUUAAUUCAUUUUUAGAAAUAUUGUGCAAAGAGGAAGGAUAUCUAACUGAGCACUUAGAUGAUGCAGAUAAUAUUACUUUAAAUACUGAAAUUUCUGUUUCACCUGAUAAUUGUGAAAAAGGUGUAUUAGAAAAACCUGAGAAAGAUAUAACAAAUUUGAAAAAAGUUGAGAAAAGGAGACAACUUAUAGAAAAGGAAACUGUAAUUUCGAGAGCAAACAGUUUGAAAAGAAUUGUAAGAAAACUUGUGGAAUAUUCUCAUUUGGUUAUAGAUAAUCAGAUUAAUAUAAAUACAAAACAUGCUACUAAAAUAGGAAAUACAAAUAGUUCACUAGAAGAUGGUACUGUAUUAAAUUCAAUAUCAAAUAAAAGACAACAAUUGGAUAUCCCUGGUUUAAGAGUAGAUCACGUUGACAAUUUAUCUGUAGGACCAUUAAUAGAAUCUGUAAGAAGUGCAGAUAAUUCAACAUGUACUAGCCCAGUGCCUAACUUGGCAUCUUUGAGUCCAAUACCUGAUCUUAGGAGAGAUUCUCAACCAGAGGAAUUAUUGACAUUACCUGCACCUGAUGGUUUUGCUGAUAGUAGACGAAAUAGUGAAAAUUUACCGCAAGUUUCAUUUAACUUUCAACUGCCUACAGCUCAGUCUGUCUCUCUGGAUAAUGAGCAAGAAGCAGAAACACCUGAAUCUAAUGACCAACAAAUAUCUGACUCUAAUAACAUAGAUAUUUCUUCAGAAUUUCAAAUUAGUGUUACAAGAACUACUUUUGACACAAGUUCACCUUCGGAAGAUGGAACUACACAAGACAUUUCUUCUGACAUAGAUUCAAUUCAAUCACCAGAAGAACAUGAACAAAAACUUGAAAAUAAAACUAAAAUAGAAGUAACUAAAGGGUAUAUAGGUAGUGAUGCAUUUGAUUCUGAAAUUAGGCACAUUGAUUCUCCCGAUAAUUCAGAAAUGGUCACUAGUGAAAUACAAAAUUCUGAAAGUUUAAUAGGACAAGAUUUAACUAGUAUAAUAAAUGGAGAAGAAUAUGAUUCUGUAAGAGAAUACCUAGAAAAUGAAUUAGAAAAUACAGAUUUUACAAAUGAAAUUGCUAGGCGAUCAUUUAAAAGAUCAACAAAGAGUUCUACUGUUAUAGAAAUAGAGAACAAAAUUAAGUACAAAGUGGGAUCAAUAGGACAGAAUGUAAACGAAGCGAAUAAAUUUAAAGAUUCUCAAGAUGCUAAAGCAUCCGAUUUACUAAGCCCUGUAUGUUGCUUUACUGUAUCUUCGGAAACAACUCCAACAAACGAAAAACCUAAUAACUUUCCACCUACAAUAAGUGUUAUAAUUAAUCCUCCCAGUCCAUCAAUGUCGAUUGAAAGUCAGCACGAUUCAGAUGUAGAAUAUAAAAUGAAGCCUUAUUUAAGACGGCAGAUUGGUGAAAGUAUGGAAAGAUUAAGUGUAGAACUACCAGAAUCGGGUUUCUCUCCUCAAGCAACUCGUCGGAUUAGCAGCGGAAGUUUGUUAAAAGCGUCAGAAGUUGUUUCUUUAGCUGCUACAGCUGCAAAAUUUGGUGGUUCUAACGCAAGUUUACGUCACGAAAGAGUGAAAUCUGUUGAAAAAACAGAAGAUGUUAAAAAGCUGCCAAUUAUUAACCCAUUAGUUCGGUUACCCAUGUGGCCAAACGUCAGCGGUGGAACAGGACUUAUUAGUCAAGCAUUACUUGCAAAUGCAGAUGCACUAUGUGCUGCUGUAUCACCAUUAAUGGAUCCUGAUGAAACAUUAAUGGAAGGCUAUUUUGAACGCUGUGUUAUGAAUAAUUAUUUUGGAAUUGGCAUAGAUGCAAAAAUUAGUCUUGAUUUUCAUCAUAAAAGGGAAGAACAUCCUGAAAAAUGUCGUUCACGAGCAAAAAAUUACAUGUGGUAUGGUGUAUUAGGAUCCAAACAAUGGUUACAAAAAACAUAUAAGAAUCUUGAACAAAGAGUACAAUUAGAAUGUGAUGGUCAACGGAUACCAUUGCCUUCAUUACAAGGAAUUGUUGUAUUAAACAUUCCAAGCUUUAUGGGUGGUACAAAUUUUUGGGGAGGAACAAAAGAAGGAGAUUUGUUUUUAGCACCUUCAUUUGACGAUCGUAUAUUGGAAGUUGUAGCUGUAUUUGGUUCUGUUCAAAUGGCUGCAUCACGAUUAAUUAACUUGCAACAUCAUAGAAUUGCACAGUGUCAAACAGUUCAAAUUAAUAUUUUGGGUGAUGAGGGAGUACCUAUACAAGUUGAUGGUGAAGCUUGGAUUCAACCUCCUGGUAUUAUACGUAUUAUACAUAAAAAUCGUAUGCAAAUGCUUUACAGAAAUAGGGCACUUGAAACAUCCUUAAAAACAUGGGAGGAAAAGCAACGCAAUACACUCAAUGCAAUAUCUCAGUCAGCAUCUACUUUGAGCAAUACACAAUUGCAAUCACAAACUAGGUCUCUACAAUCACAUAAGCCAUCAUAUUUAAAUGAUGAUGAAAUGUAUAUUCUUUUGGGAUUUAUCGAAGUAGUUACAACUUUAGUUAAAUGGGUCAAACUUCUCAUUAUAUCACAUCCAAGUUUGGAACCAGAUUUGUAUCAAGUUGCAGCACGAACAGCACAAGCUCUUGAACAAGUUCAUCCAGAUGGAAAAAUUUUGCAAGGAAUUAAUUUAAGACCAGUAGUAACAGAGUUGGUGUCAAGUGCAAGACAACUUUAUGAAGACUCAUGCGAAUUACUCAGAGAUAAAGCACAGAGUCUAAAAUUACGGGAAGACUUAGAAAAUAAACUAUCAUUUUCUUUGGCCAGUAUGGAACAGGAAUUAAAGAAAUUUACGUUUGAUGAAGGAGGUACAGGAUUAGUAUAUUUACAAAACUUACCAUCAGAUGAGCAGGGAGAUAGAAAGAAUCGUCAUAGAGGUUUGUUCUGGUUAAAGUUUCGACGUUCAGGGGUUAAUUCUGGAGCACAUACUAUUCGAGAUCAAGUUACUACAUGGGGUGUACAAGAAGUGUGUUCCUGGUUGGAGAAUUUACAGUUGGGUGAAUAUACUGAUAAAUUUGUUUCUCACGAUAUACGAGGUAGGGAAUUAUUAUCAUUAGCCCGUAGAGAUCUCAAGGAACUUGGUAUUACUAAAGUAGGACAUGUUAAACGAAUCUUACAAGCUAUCAAUGAUCUAAAUAAUUAAGUAUAUAAUAAUAAUAAUUUAAACAUUUAAAAGUAUAAAAUAUACAAUCAAUAAAAUAAUAUGUUAUGCCAGUUAAUAAUCAUCUGGAUGCUGUAUAAUGUAGGUUUUGAAUUACAUAGAUUGUUUAAGAAGUAAGAUAAGGAUUGAAUCCUUAUAAUUAAAAAUUUUACGUAACAGUAAUAUGUAUUACAAGUAUAACACAAAUAUUCUAAUAAAAAGGGCACUUAGUGUGACACAGCAGUGUUAUAAGAAAAUUAUUUUCUGCACUGCUGUAUAUGAAUGAAUGCACUGCUGUAAAUAAUAUUACUUGUGCCAAACUGUUGAACUGGUUUUAUGUCAAAAGACAAAUGUUUAUAUAGGAAUUAUAAGGAAAACAUUUUAUCUUUAAAAAAAUACAAAUAUGUUAUAGUCAUGUCUAAUAAGAUAUAUUUUAAUGCAAUUCCUAUUACAAAAUAUUAUUAGACAUGAGCAUAGCAUUAAUAAUGCAUUUAUUAAACAAAAGAUUUAAACAGUAUAAAAAUUCAUUAGACUAUAAUUUAAGUUAUAUUUGUUCCUUUGUAUAAUGUACAAAAAAAAUUGAAAACUUUGAUAAUCACAUAUUGAUGUAAAUUAUAAGUUUGAAGAUAUGUAUCAUAUCAUUGUUUGUUGUUUUUUAUAUUUGAUACACGUUACAACUUAGGAUUUCAGCUAAGUUUGCUUACAACAGUAUUAAUACAUUUGAAAACUACAUUCUAAAUUUAGAUAUGGAAUAAGUAUUGUCAAUUAUAUAAAUAAUUUACAUAUGUAUAUUCAAUUUACAAUUUAUAUUAUUUUAUUCUGAGUUUAGUUUCCUGUGCAAAAAAGUAGAAUGUGUAUGUAUAUAUAUACAACUAUGUUUAAGGAGAAACUAUAUUUAUUACAAUAUGUAUUGAAUGACCUUCUAAAUUCAUAAUCUUUGAAAUGAAAUCGGUGACAGGAACUAAUAUAAUUUAAUAUUUUCAUAUAGCACAUAAAAAGCAUUUCUUAUCUUAUUUGAUGCUGUAAUUAAACCAUACAUUUUAAGCAAUAUUUACAAAACUAUUGAGAGAUGUGAAAUUUCUGUAAUAAAAUAGCUUGGCAAAUACAAUUUUCGUUAUAUAUAUAUAUUAUUUUACAUACUAAUUUAAUGAACAUGGUAAACUACAUAUAUUAAAUUGUAAGAUAAAGCAUAUUACAUAUUAAAUUUAAUGAACAUGGAAAACUAAAUAUAUUAAAUUGUAAGAUGAAGCAAAGAUAAAAGAUAUUAUUAUGAAAAAUUAUGCUAAUAAUUCAAUUACAAUACUUUAAUAAAAAUUACGAUAUCCGUUAAAAAAUUAUUUUUUACAGUUAAUACACAUAUAUAUAUACUGAUAUAAAAAAAUAAUUUUUCAUAUAUUAUAUAUAAUGUAUUUAUUACAAUAUUCUUAGAAUUGUUUAUAUUUGUAUAAAAUUAAAAAAUUUUUCUAUUGCGUAGCUUAUAAAAUAUUUCAUUUUUUAAAUUCUUAAGUAUUAAAAGAUAAAAGGCAGUUCACAAAUAAUGACUGAUGAGUAUAUGACAUAAGUUAUGUAUUGAAAAAAAUAAAUAACAAACUACUGUAUGUGCUAUGUGUACAUAAACUGUGAAAAAUAAUAUAAAAUUUAUACAGUACUGUGAAUCAUAAAUCUUACAACAAUUACAUAUUUAUUUUUGCAUUAUGAUUAUACCAAUUACAAUUUAAUAGUUUAAAACAAUGUCUUUGUAUUUAUAUUAUGUACAGUUAAAAUUAUAUGUGCUGUAAAUUUUUAUCUAUUGAUAAAUUAUAUAAUAUUAUAUAUAGUAUAUAUACAUACACAUAUGCAUAAUCAAACAAAAUAUUAUACGUGUAUACAAAAAUAACACACUGUGUACAUAAAGUGCUCUGCAAUUUUUUUUAUCACAUUUAAAUUUCUAACUAAAUUAAAAGAUAUUUAAGAAAGCAUCUUUAACAUAAUGCAACAUGAUUAAAUGAAAGUGAUAUUUCAUUUCUAUGAUCAUAUUAUAACAGUCUUGAAAUAAACAAUGAUUAGGAUGAUGAUGAUAAUACUGGUAAUGACAAAGAAAAAUGUAUGUCACCUGCCAAUGGCAAUAAAAAUAUCAUGUACAAAUUUAUUAAGAAACUGAGAAAACAAGUUUUUUAAAUGUAUCAUAAUUUCAAUGUUGUUAUGUUAAAACAAGGCUGCUGUAACAAAGAAAUAAAAGAAUUUGUUUAACACGCGAUUGACAAUUAAACCUUACAGAUAUAUAAGAUUCACUUAAAUAUUAUAUUUAUUAAAUAGGGAUUAACUCGAUUUGAAAUAAUUUCUUAUACAUAAGCUUGCGAAACUAAUAAUAUUGUAGUUACUAUUGAUAUUGAUUGCCGCUAUUACUAUUACUAAUAAUUUUAAAUUUACAAAAGCAAAAAACAAACAAUUGCUAUCUUUCGGAACUGCCCCUGGCUGAAUUGUUCAGACAUUUAAUAUCUCCUUAUUACAUUAUCUUUGGUCAUAUUCUUCAUUCUUGUAAAUAAGAGUAAUGAAACUUCAAGUUAUAUUAAUCAGGUAUUAAUUCCUGGUCUCGAAUUUAUUCAUUUUAUAAUUCACGACAGAUACACAAUACAUUGAUAUCCAAUUCUCAUCCAUAUUAAUGUAGAGCCGUAUUAUGUAUUUAUGUGUGUGCGUGCCUGUUGAAUGUCUUUUACACGCAUGUAUUUGUUUAUAUAAUUUCAGCAUUUAUUAUAUUAUUAUAUUC